Setaria italica (foxtail millet) is the source of this 1838-nucleotide messenger RNA. RefSeq names its product long chain acyl-CoA synthetase 6, peroxisomal-like. The transcript is spliced from 7 exons. The record is from RefSeq and is a predicted model, not a curated record. NCBI's taxonomy places the organism in Eukaryota, Viridiplantae, Streptophyta, Magnoliopsida, Poales, Poaceae. Bases 112 to 1500 code for a protein of 462 amino acids. Gene Ontology annotation, molecular function: long-chain fatty acid-CoA ligase activity. Gene Ontology annotation, cellular component: endoplasmic reticulum; membrane.
GUAAUUUCACUCAGCCUUGUAAUCUUACUUAAAAAAUCUUUUCUAUUUGGAAUCAGGGUGCACACAUUGGUCUGUAUUUUAUAAACAGACCUGAGUGGAUUAUAGUUGAGCAUGCUUGUGCUUCACAUUCAUACGUAUCUGUGCCAUUUUAUGACACUCUUGGUAUGUUCACAACCCAGAAUGACCAUAGGCUUCCUGUUCAUUCUUGAUUCAUCUAGUGACAAUGUGAAACUGGAUCCUCUGGUUCAGAUCAAACUGAUAUGGGACAAUGUUUGUAUCAGUGGGCCUCUAUGCAAAAGUCAGCAAAUGGGAAAGGCUAGUCCUCAACCUUUUCGUCCUCCAAAAGCUGAAGAUGUUGAUACUAUCUGUUACACUAGUGGCACUACUGGCACGCCAAAGGGAGCUGUUAUUUCUCAUGAGAACUUAAUUGCAAAUGUAGCAGGGUCAAACCUGAACAUUAAGUUUUACCCCUCCGACGUGUAUAUCUCAUAUCUACCUUUGGCUCACAUCUACGAGAGGGUUAACCAGGUUGCAUUGCUGCACUGUGGUGUUGCGGUUGGAUUCUACCAAGGGGAUAAUUUGAAGCUAAUGGACGAUUUGGCUGUUUUGAGACCGACAGUAUUCGCAAGUGUUCCCCGGUUGUAUAACAGAAUUUAUGCCGCAAUUAAUAAUGCUGUGAAGGAGUCUGGUGGGCUGAAAGAAAAAUUGUUUCAUUCUGCAUACAAUGCCAAGAGGCAAGCGAUCAUUAAAGUUUGGAAGCUAGAAUAUGGUGCAGUCGACCAUUUGGGUUUGGCUGUGCAAAUGGCUGUACUGAUUGAAGCUAUUCUCCAGCAUCCCUCCCUCAAAGUUGAGAUGGAUGUACUAGCCCAAUUUGAGCAACUAUACAUGGAGUUCCUACAAUUGAAAAAGACAAAUCCUGUGAAAUAUCAGAGUAUAGUUGCAGCAAUACCUUAUCGUGAAAUCAAUGAGUUCCAUUGGAAAUGUGAAGCCCAGGACAACGAAUACCUUGAUGAAGUCUUGUCUUACCUAAAGAACAUGAAUGUAGAUUUACCGGUUUGCGGUACUGUUGAGUUGGUUCAAUGUGCUAGGGCUUUGAAAGCUGAUAACACUCUCUGGAAAUUUGUGCAUGCGAAGCGUAGGGAACUUGUUGUUGGAUGGGUCAUACCUGAUGAGCUGUUGCCAGAUAGAGGAACAGAUCGUGCAGUCUUCUUUCAGGUUUGCCUUAAGGAUCUGCAAGUAAAAUAUGGAGAUGGUGGAGGGGAUUUGGUAGAGAAUAUAAGAAACAAUGGCCAACAUUUGGUAGAGGAGAACGCUUUGAAGGAACUUGAUCCUCCAGCGUCUGGGUAUACUGUCCUUUUUAAGUACUUUCAGGUCAUGCACAUUUUUGGCCACCACUACCCAAGAGUAUUUUGUCAGUUCUUCUUGGGUAUGCAUGCACAAGGGUGUGUUCCAAGCUCCUCCAGCAAGAAUCUAAGUCACAUAAUAAAACAAUAUCAGUGAACGAGACUGAUCUUCUACAAGCAACAAUUGUUUGUGAAGAGAAGUUUUUCUUAUCCUGGAUCAGCACCCUUUUUUUUUUCCUUUGCAGACGUAGUAGAAGUAAAAUACCACCUCCUGUUGACUGUUGAAUGCUUAUUGUUGAGCUGCUGGGAAUCAGUGGUGGAGGUGCUUGAUCCUGCAGUACUAGAACAGCGGUGGAGGAACUUGCAAUUGAACUCCAGUAGCAGAACAGCAGAUUCUUCCCUGACCAAAUGACCAGAUCCUUGAAAACAACCGUCAAGAUGGCGUGCAAUGUCAAGUCCAAUGUGCUCACACAGUUUGACCAACGCUUCAGCAUU